UUCCCAUUCCCGAUACAGAAAACCAGAGCGAGAGGGAGAGAAGUGUCCGUACUUGAAAAUGGCCGUCUCAUCGUUCCAGUGCUCUACGAUCUUCUCCUCCGUCGCUCCCUCCGGCUUCCAAUGCCGUUCCGAUCCGGAUCUCUCUGGAGCUCCCCUCGGGGGCUCCUCUCGCCGCCGUGUCAACCUCUCUGCGACCGCCUCCUCCUUCACCGGCGCCGGCGGAAUCUUUUCCGUGAUCUUGAGGUUCCCGCCCAAUUUCGUCCGCCAACUGAGCACCAAGGCUCGACGCAACUGCAGCAAUAUCGGUGUGGCUCAGAUCGUCGCGGCUAAGUGGUCCAACAACCCUGCCUCUGGUUUGCCCUCUGCGGCGCCUGCGCCUGCGACUGCUCCCGUAGCCGCUGCGUCCGCCGCCGCCUCCGCUCCCGCCGUGACUCCCGUUGAAACGGAGGAUGUGGUGGCCGAGGGAAUUAGGGAUGUAGGUAGUGUACAGCUGGAGAGUUUGCCCGAUUUGAAACCUCCGUUUUUGAGCUCCGAUGGGAGCCUUACUGUUCAUGCAGGUGAAAGAUUAGGUCGUGGAAUAGUCACGGAUGCUAUCACUACCCCCGUUGUCAACACAUCUGCCUACUUCUUCAAGAAAACUGCUGAGCUUAUUGACUUCAAGGAGAAACGCCAUGUAAGCUUUGAGUAUGGUCGUUAUGGAAACCCAACGACUGUGGUACUAGAAGAGAAGAUAAGUGCACUGGAGGGGGCUGAAUCAACCUUGAUUCUGGCAUCUGGGAUGUGUGCGAGUACUGUCAUGUUGUUGGCUUUGGUUCCUGCUGGUGGACACGUUGUGACGACAACAGAUUGUUACAGGAAGACAAGGAUAUUCAUGGAGACUUUUCUUCCUAAGUUGGGGAUCACGGUCACUGUUAUUGAUCCUGCUGACAUCGUGGGGCUUGAAGCUGCAGUGAAUGAGCACAAGGUUUCUCUGUUCUUCACCGAGUCCCCAACCAAUCCCUUCCUUAGAUGCGUUGACAUCAAGUUAGUUUCGGAAAUAUGCCGCAGAAAAGGAACUCUGGUCUGCAUUGACGGUACUUUUGCUACAGCUCUCAAUCAGAAGGCCCUUGCCCUUGGUGCUGAUCUUGUCGUGCACUCUGCUACAAAAUAUAUCGGAGGCCACAAUGAUGUUCUUGCUGGAUGCAUCAGUGGUUCGUUGAAGUUGGUUUCAGAAGUUCGCAAUUUGCAUCAUGUGUUGGGGGGAACACUUAAUCCGAAUGCUGCAUACCUAAUCAUCCGAGGCAUGAAGACUAUGCAUCUUCGUGUACAGCAACAGAAUUCUACUGCUUUGAGGAUGGCCGAAAUUUUAGAGGCACAUCCCAAGGUGAGUCGUGUGUAUUAUCCGGGUCUGCCUAGUCAUCCCGAGCAUGAUAUCGCCAAGAAACAAAUGACUGGUUUUGGCGGUGUGGUUAGUUUUGAGGUCGAUGGAGACAUUGAGAAAACGAUCAAGUUUGUGGAUGCUCUGAAGAUACCGUACAUAGCACCGUCAUUCGGUGGCUGCGAGAGCAUUGUGGACCAACCCGCCAUAAUGUCCUACUGGGAUCUGACGCAAGAGGAGAGGCUCAAGUACGGAAUAAAGGACAACUUGGUUCGCUUCAGUUUCGGAGUUGAAGACUUUGAGGACGUCAAGGCCGACGUUAUUCACGCUCUCGAUUCCAUCUGAACUGAAACGAGGUGAUGUCUCACUGUCACCUUCACUAUCUGCCAGUUUGGUUCCAACCCCAGUCGUGUCUGAAAACGCUGAGAUAUGUUCCUGUGGCAUUUCUGCUCUGGAAGUUUGUCAUUUUUCUGAUCAAUCAUGGACUUUAUGAUCAAUAAUGUGAUUUCUGUCUCUUUUUUCCAAAACGUAAUAGCACUCAUAUGUAUA
Messenger RNA from Tarenaya hassleriana, 1906 nucleotides. Its product is annotated as cystathionine gamma-synthase 1, chloroplastic-like. Bases 59 to 1702 code for a protein of 547 amino acids. The transcript has 11 exons. NCBI's taxonomy places the organism in Eukaryota, Viridiplantae, Streptophyta, Magnoliopsida, Brassicales, Cleomaceae. The record is from RefSeq and is a predicted model, not a curated record. Gene Ontology annotation, cellular component: chloroplast. Gene Ontology annotation, molecular function: pyridoxal phosphate binding; cystathionine gamma-synthase activity. Gene Ontology annotation, biological process: transsulfuration.